AUGAGCAGCCGCAAUCCUAAUACGCUAAUGAGCGUUCCUGAUGAGCAGUUUGAUUAUUUGUUUAAAAUAGUUCUUAUUGGUGAUUGUGGCACGGGGAAAACAUGCAUUGUGCAACGGCUGAAGUCAGGUAAUUUUAUAGAAAGGCAUGGAAAUACAAUAGGCGUCGACUUUUCAAUGAAAACAUUGCUAGUGGAUGGGAAGAAAGUCAAGCUUCAGAUAUGGGAUACGGCAGGACAGGAGCGCUUUAGAACCAUCACCCAGAGCUAUUAUCGUUCGGCAAAUGGUGUAAUUAUUGUGUAUGACAUCACUAAACGAUCAACAUUUUUGUCUUUACAAAAAUGGAUUGAAGAAGUUCGAAGGUAUACAUCAUCCAAUGUGAUAGUGUCACUGAUUGGCAAUAAAUGUGACUUGACUGACCAGAGAGAAGUGGAGCCUGAUGAACCUCAAUCGUUCUGCCGUUAUGUACCUGAAAUCAUGUUUGUAAUGGAGACAUCUGCUAAGGACAACACUAAUGUUGAAGACACAUUCCGCAGUUUGGCUACAGAACUAAAGAGACAACAUGACAACAGCGAGGGUCCACCGACAGACUCGGACGCAGUGGUUCUUGGAGAAAGUCAUGCAGUGAGUAGGUGUCAACCUUGCCGGUCCUCUUAG
Messenger RNA from Arctia plantaginis, 654 nucleotides. Lineage: Eukaryota; Metazoa; Arthropoda; Insecta; Lepidoptera; Erebidae. The record is from the annotation of a GenBank genome assembly.